UUGGCUUUCACUGACUCUAGUGCACACUGUAGUGACCGUCAGUGGGGCACGCACAGAAGACCUAGAGUCUACAGUCAAGAUGGCAAGUGCAGUCCUUCUGAGAGCCUGUCGGCUGACUCUGAUGGGAAGACAGAAUAUUUUAAUGAAAACAGCUCAGCGUGCGAUGGCAGGUAAAGGUAUCCCAACAGAUGAAGAGCAGGCAGCGCUCACUCACCUACAAUUUAAAACAUUCAUAAGUAGAUUAAAAAUCUUUUUCAAGGAAGUCUUCUUUUCUAAAGGAAAGACGUGUGUCUGUGUGUUGUCUUGUGAAGGUGAGGAGGACAACACCGCGAUUGUUUGGUUCUGGCUUCACGAGGGAAACCCUCAGCGCUGUCCGUCCUGCGGCUCGCACUACAAACUGGUCCAUCACGAGCUGCCACACUGAGCUGGACCACACAAACACCUAAACCUCUGCAGAAACCGCUGCCUGCCUAUGCCAAACAUGUACAGGAGUCAAUAAUAAAAACUAUUUAAUACAAU
Sinocyclocheilus grahami is the source of this 519-nucleotide messenger RNA. RefSeq names its product cytochrome c oxidase subunit 5B, mitochondrial-like. Gene Ontology annotation, cellular component: respiratory chain complex IV; mitochondrial envelope. The transcript has 3 exons. NCBI's taxonomy places the organism in Eukaryota, Metazoa, Chordata, Actinopteri, Cypriniformes, Cyprinidae. The record is from RefSeq and is a predicted model, not a curated record. Gene Ontology annotation, biological process: mitochondrial electron transport, cytochrome c to oxygen. Bases 80 to 424 code for a protein of 114 amino acids.